AAACUAGAGGGUUUGCAGAAAUACUUUCUACAACAGACCGAGUUUGAAUUUUGGGACCGUGUUCAGCAGCGAGUUAUAAAGCCUGCGAAAGCACGCCAACAAGCUGUUAGUAAUGUCGAAUUGCAACAGGUCACUAAAAGUGUCGUCGAACUUUGGAAAGAUUUUGAUGAUCACAAAUUCGCUAAAGUAGUCAGAAUUGGAAAACGACUGAUGGCAAAGGCAUCUGCUUGGAAGAAACACAAGGAACUGGGCAAAGUUUGGUUCGUCCUUGGCGACCUUAUCCACCUUAUUGGGAACGCCUUUGUUGAACUCCACAUGUAUUCCCAGGCCCACGACUUGUUCAUUAUGGAGGGAGAAUUGUCUGAUGAAUGGUAG
Dibothriocephalus latus is the source of this 375-nucleotide messenger RNA. NCBI's taxonomy places the organism in Eukaryota, Metazoa, Platyhelminthes, Cestoda, Diphyllobothriidea, Diphyllobothriidae. The record is from the annotation of a GenBank genome assembly.